ACUCUCGCUCACUCCGCCCAGCUCAGUUAGUUGUGAUCCCGGCAUCAGUGUGAAGGGCUCAUCACGUCUCGCCCUGCAGCACUCCAGUAAACGACUACCGCUAGCAUCACCCACACACCCACCAUACCUUUGGACUAACACACCGUAGGGAGAGUGACCAUGAAGGGGAAGGUGUUAUGGCUGGUAGUGUUGUGUGCUGUGGCAGGCAUUCAUGGGUGUCCGAGGAAGAGCACACCCAGAGUUACCCCCACUGAGGCAACCAUACAGGCAGUCACGGCUCCUCCCGACGUCGAAAGGCCUGCAGGAGGAGCCAGCGGUUCCAGAGGCGGCAGCAGCAGCAGGAGCUCCGUGACAAACAGUGAGCUACAGCUGCUGACGGAAGAGCUACUGACGCUAGACAACGGGUUGGUCCAGCCCUCUGUCAGCCGCCAGGGGAAGACUACAUCCAGAUCUGAUGGAGAUUCAGCCAGCAACCCGUUGAUCGCCAAUGUACCCAGAAGCACAAUGAACAACCCCACAGUGGUAUUAAUGCAGCAACUCCUGGACAACUAUGAACCUCAGGUCAACAGACGUGAAGAUCGGACUUCUGCAGAACAAUCUGAAGAGAAUAGCUUCCUGGACGCCAUCAUGAGAGCCCCCCUGAUGGCCAGACUAGAGACCUUCCUCCAGCAAAAGGGGUUGAUCACCAGUGGAUUACGUUCAACACUGAAGGAUAUAUGGUUCACAUUAUACAAGCGAGGAGGACGACAACCUGGAUCCUCUGGUUUCGAACACGUAUUUGUUGGGGAGCUGAAGGGAGGAAAGGUCUCAGGUUUUCACAAUUGGCUCAACUUCAGGCAUGAGGAAGUGGAUGGUGACCUUAAUUACAAAGGUUAUAUGAAGGCUAUUGAUCUGAACGGAAAAGGUCAGAUCAUCAAGUUACGCUUCGACUGGCUGAAUGAACAGAAGCCUGUGGGCUCACUGUUCGUUGGCACAACACCUGAACUGGAAAUGGCUCUCUACACCCUGUGCUUCCUGGCAAAACCAGACUCUAAAUGCAGUGUCCAGCUGGCCGGCAAAAAGUUUAAAAUCCAGACCUGGACCGCCUCUUUCGGCGGUAAGACCGUCAUAGGCAGCGCUUAUCCAGACAUAUAAGCUGCCAGACUGUUGGAUGGCGGUAAUAUAUACUCGUAUACUGUAUAUACAGUGUAUAUACUGUUGGUGUAAUCUUUAUACAGUAAACUGUUAACUGAUCUUGUCUUUAAAGGUAUUAUCCAUUCUCCGUGUACAACCUUAAUAAAAUAUACUCCAGACAACUCUGCCAUACCACACCACCUCUCGGGAAUGUUGAUCAUCUUCCCUAUAAAUUACCAAAUACAUUAUUUCUUUGACAAAAUUCAUUGCUGUGUUAACAUUACCUUCCACGCGACUAUCGUUUAUUACUUCUUAUCAACUUUCUCCUGUAUUUCUGUAUUUCUCCUUGGUCUCUGUAUUUAAGUCAUUAUUCUUUAAUUUAUUUAAACUUCAAAAUUCAACUUUAAUAAAUUUCAACUUAUAUCCCCUGUAGCUUUAGUAUCAUUCUUGAUUCGCGUCACACUGCCAAACACGAGGGCUAGAACACCUGUUAGGAAAGUCCCACGUAAACAUGCAGUCAUUAUCUCGUUAUACAGGUAGCCAGUCGCUUCCUGUCAUUGUCUCUUCCAUUUCCGUUUUACAUAUCUGUAGAUUCUUCUCAUAAUAUAAAAAGAAAAUAAAAACUCUCCCCUUCAGCUUAUUUCACCUUAAGUUUAACCACCCUAACCUCAUUCCCCCAGGGUGGUUAAUCUUUAGGUGAUAUAAAAUGUGGGGAAAUAUUCUUAAGGUGAUCAAAAUAAUCUACUGUCGCUCGUUUCAUUUUUCUUCUUCACACACAAAAAAAAAAUGAUAUUUGUGAAUAUUAAGCUAACGUGAUGAACCGACACUCAUCCACAGUAUAAUUUAUGUAGCUACACCACGUUUUCUCGGUUGAGCUUCAGAAUGUACCCUUCAUCUUUAACGUGAGAAGGAUGUAUAAUGUUAAGAACCACACACUCACUCACUCACUCACUCACACACACACAAACAGGAAUAUGAUUGACUUAGUCUUUAUUUCUUAACUCUUCAUAAAAUAAACAAAGAAUAAUGAAAACAUGAUGAAGUCGCCAAUAGGUUUUAAGCAUGAAAAUAAUCACACCAUUAUGAUCUGUGACUUUUGUAUUGUACUCUUGACAUUAGUAUUUAAGUUGAUAAUUACUGUUUUCUUUACGUGAAGAUUAUAACAAACAGUUAAACACUUUUGAUAACUGUAAACAAACAAACAAAAAUACUCAUAUUUAUACAGACAUCUUUUGACAUAGCAAUUCAACUAUACUUAUGUGUAUGAUAAAUAUCUACCAAUUCUAUCAUUUAAACUUAAUCUUAUAUACAUAAAAUUAUGUAUACUAUGUACAGUAGAACUAAAUGUACUUAUAAAUUAUAUUAUCAAGUCUGUUUGUUAUUGUAAAGCCACAUAAUUAUUAUGUCAGGCAUCAGAACACUUAUUUGUUUGUCUUUUGUCACGAUGGCUGAGUCAUAGUACUGUGAAUAGUGAAUCAUAGUGUGUGAUCAGUGAGUCAGUAAAUGUAAACAAUGAGUCAUAAAGUAAUUAGUGAGUCACAGUUAUGUAAACAAGGUAAGAGAGCCAUGAACUGUUGUGUUGAGUGAGGAAAGUCUUAAAUAUUGUUUUCCUGUAUCAUUAUUAGUGUCGUAGAAUAUAAAUAAGUCUCUACAAUACCAGUACAUGAUGGCCAAAUCCCACAGCUAACCAAACUAAAUACAAUAAAGCUAACAAAAUAACUGUAAAUUACACUCUUGAUGAACUACAGAUUCAUACUUAAUAUUAUGUAUAAGGAAAUUUCCGAGACAUUAAAACACUAUAUAGAAGAAGGUACAGAAGGAGGACUUAAGAAUUUUAUUUUUUGUUAUUGUACGAAACAGAAUGUGAAGUUAUUAAGUAUACAGUAGUUACAAAUCACUUCCUGAUCUAUGUUUGACAUAAUAUUGUAUGGGGUCACAACAGGUAGUGGUCGAUUACUUCUUCCAUUAAUCGACCAUCAUUGAAAUUCUUAGUAAAUAAAACAACUGUUCACAUUGCACGUUA
Messenger RNA from Homarus americanus (American lobster), 3136 nucleotides. RefSeq names its product poly(U)-specific endoribonuclease homolog. Lineage: Eukaryota; Metazoa; Arthropoda; Malacostraca; Decapoda; Nephropidae. The transcript is spliced from 6 exons. The coding region runs from base 160 to 1134 and encodes 324 amino acids. The record is from RefSeq and is a predicted model, not a curated record. Gene Ontology annotation, molecular function: RNA endonuclease activity.